GUCCUUCGAACUCAGGAUUUUCCGACUUAAGGAUCAUAAACGCUGAGUGGUCCAGGUAUUCCUCCUGUUCCUCGCAGCGGCGAAUGACCCCCGAGUCCUUCAGCCUCUUGCUCCGUGGCCGCCAUCUCUUCGGUCACGUCCGUGUUGUUGAUCCAGUGACCCCUGUUGGAUGACUUGUUGGAGGGAGCGCAUUUUGAUCUUUGGUAUAGUAUUUAUCUGUGUGUGCAUUGUGUGCUGAUACAACAUAUCUUCUGUGAAUUUCCCAAACCGUUUUUCAACUUUUUUUGUAGAAUCUGGGGUGUAACAUCCAAUCUAUAGUUGAUAUGGUUAUGGGCAUGUUAGUUUCCAAGAUGGUAUACUCUUGGCUGUUGUGGGUUCUUUUGUUCGCGUCUUGUAAUCCCUCUGACUUUUGAAUAUGAAAUGUGUCUUCGUGUAGACGCUGAGAGAUUACAAGUAGCAGGCCAAAUUUUACAAAUUUUACAGCAAGAAACCGUCUCGAUUUAUAGAAGUCAUCAGAGAUAGCUCACUCCCAAGAGCUAAUCAGGUUGCUUAAAUCACUUCCGAGAGUUGAGUUAAUACUUAACCGACUCCUGAGAGUAGAUUAAGUUUCUCAACCAACUCCCGAGAGUGGAUUAAGUCUGCCAAGCGCAACAUUCUAAAAAUAGCUACGGUUCUGUGUGAGCCACAACUUAUGCGAAAAGGCAUCAUGUGAGCAGCUGAAAUUUAGUUGCAGAGAAGGUACAAUAGGGAUAAUAUUAUAUAUUUCAAAAAAGUUAAGUUACGAUGAAGACACAUAUGGUGUGGCUCUCAUAGCCGUUGUUCGAUAGGAAGAAGUGGUCAGUAAAUCCCCGUUUGAAGCUUGGGCCAAGUGCGUUGACGAUGGAGAUAUGCGCUGGGUCAAUUCAGGUCGGUGGUGACAUUAAAACUGACACCAUCAAAAUCCCUCAUAUUCGCUUGCUGACCUACUAAGUAGCGUACCCGCCUUUGUGGUACGGAUCGUGUCUGCGCCGUGUAGUGCCGUGGAAUGGGUGAGUGCAGAGUACGAACCGCCGAGUAGGAUCAGGUUAUCCGUCAUAACUCACUUGAGGAGCGAGGUUGUGGGUGAAACGAUGCCACCAGACUCUGGAUGCACUCGGUAUGUGGUGGUUGGCCAGGAUCGGGAGUAUCAAAGACGGAACCAACAAGCGCGAUGACUUGGUUUGGAGGAAGUAGUAUUUCAACAGCGUGAUUAGCCGGGGUAUGUAGAACAUAUGUUGGAUGUGUCAGAGACGGGUGAGGGUACGGUGGCUCUUCUACAUGCUGGAUAAAAGAUACAAGGUGUUCGUGGAGGGUCGUGACGCUCCUGUAAUUGCUGGAGGAGGUCAGGGCCAAUGGGAGGCGGUUUCUGGCCUACCAGAAUUUGUCGGAUCAAUUGUUGGGUGCAGGCAAAGUGGUUGGAGGUGAAUCUGUGGUCACCGGGGCAGACAGGAAAAAACAUCCGUCGGUGCGGUAGUCGAGGAAUGUGAGCAUAUACGUAUUCGUUAUAAUAAUAGCACAGAGCCGGAUUGGUGUAGGCUCGAAGCAGCGGUUGUAACUGACGUGUCUGGCUUUGUCCCGGUUUGAGGUUGGCGGUUUGCCCAUGACCAGUUGGUAGUAGUAUUGGCGCCGGGCCAUUGCCACGAUCUCCUUGUUGGACCCAUAUUUCGGUAAGUUCAUCCUAACAUCGUCACAGCGUUGGCCGAGGGCUACAUGGUUGGGUGUACGCCCGCCCGUGGUCUUGUAUACAGUUUUCAGGUGCGCAUAGAUACUGUACGGGAAGUGCAGUGAUGGUUUGUCGUGGGCCCAGGCCGGUUGUGUCAGAGGGAUGAGUGGUUUUGUGUUGGGCAUUGAGUCGAGUUGUAUUCCCAGGCAACUUCCGAGGUAGUCCGCGAAUGGUCGCGUGGGGAGCAGGCCACAAAGGUGGAGUCGUUUCCUUUGCUUUUUAGAAAACAUAGAGUAUUUAGUGCCCGUGAUGAUGUGGUUGCUGCUUGGAUGAGUGCUGAGUUAUAGCGCUCGAACAGGAGUUCCAGUGCAUCCUUUCAGUCCAUAUGUAGCCGUGGAUAGGAUGAAUGUUUUGAACAGCACCAGCCGGUUUCGGGGGUGUCACCAGCUAAAGCUAUUGAAGCCAUCAGGGCGAAAGGAGACGAUACCCAGGGACAAUGCUGCAACCAGGGAUUCCAAAUGUCUGGCGAGGUUGAUCCUUAGUAUUCCGUUGGGCAGAGGGAACCCCGGAUAUUUGAAGAGUUUAGGCUUGGCACGUGUGGGUGUCAUCUUCAGGGAGAGAUACUGUAUGUUCCAAGGGGCGUCUGCGAGCGUCGGCGUGAUAAGCGUAACAUUUAUGCGGAUGGUUGGCGCCGCGUGUCCCAAGUCGGUAGAUCGUACUCGGGGUUUGAUGACACCCUGUUCAAGGCCAGAUUUGGGUCCCUAAGCAUCCAUGUCGUCUAAGAAGAACUGGAGCGGUACGUGUGUCGUCGACAAAUAAAUAAGAGUGGAGGAGCUUGGGAAGGAAUCAUGUAGAUAAUAAAAGGUUGUGUGCCAACGAUUGAGCCUUGUAGGAGCCCAUUCGUUCUAUGUAAUAGAGG
Sphaeroforma arctica JP610 is the source of this 2600-nucleotide messenger RNA. RefSeq lists its product as hypothetical. The transcript has a single exon. The record is from RefSeq and is a predicted model, not a curated record. Bases 2084 to 2446 code for a protein of 120 amino acids. NCBI's taxonomy places the organism in Eukaryota, Ichthyosporea, Ichthyophonida.